Trypanosoma grayi is the source of this 3603-nucleotide messenger RNA. Its product is annotated as putative structural maintenance of chromosome 3 protein. The coding region runs from base 1 to 3603 and encodes 1200 amino acids. Gene Ontology annotation, cellular component: chromosome. The record is from RefSeq and is a predicted model, not a curated record. Lineage: Eukaryota; Euglenozoa; Kinetoplastea; Trypanosomatida; Trypanosomatidae. Gene Ontology annotation, biological process: mitotic sister chromatid cohesion. The transcript has a single exon. Gene Ontology annotation, molecular function: cohesin loader activity; double-stranded DNA binding; protein binding.
AUGCACAUUAAGAACAUUCUGAUUUCGGGGUUUCGCUCGUACCGAGAACAGUCAUUUAACGUUGAUCUUUCACCGAAAAACAAUGUUAUUGUAGGGAAAAAUGGUUCGGGCAAAUCGAAUUUCUUUGCAGCAAUUCAAUUUGUUCUAAGUGAUAAGUACGGUACAUUGACAGCUGAAGAGCGCAAAGAACUUUUCCAUGUCGGCUCUGGAAGGCCUGCCUUGUCCAUUUUUGUGGAGAUUAUCUUUGACAACUCGGAUGGCCGUCUUAUCAUUCCAGGAAGAGCGGAAGAAAAGGAGGUACGGAUACGGCGCACGGUUGGACUAAAGCAAGAUGAGUUUCGCGUGAAUGACCGUAGGUUUACCGCCACGGAAGUGAGGCAGCUGUUGGAGAGUGCAGGGUUUUCUGCAAGCAACCCUUACUACGUCGUGGAGCAAGGUAAGAUUGUGAGCCUAGCCAACAUGAGUGACGAAGAGAGAUGUCAACUUAUUAAGGAUGUUGCUGGCACCAAGGUCUAUGAAUCACGGCGCAAAGAAAGUGAAGAAAUCUUGGAAGAAACCUCUGGAAAGUACCAAAAAAUUGAAGAAUCCAUCACUCAAUUAGAGGAAAGAUUGACAGAGCUUGAAACUGAAACCGCAGAGUUAAAGUCCUUUCAAGAGAUUGAGAAGGAACGCAAGUGCAUUGAAUACUGUAUCUUUACGUUGGAGUUGUCUAAUGCAAAGGAAUGUCUACAGAGGCUUGAUGCGAAGAGAAAUGAGUUUAUUUCUUCCCUCAACAAGGAUAAAGAUGCUGAUCUUAGCAUGAAAAGCAGCAUUGAGGCAACAGAGACACAGAUACGCAACUGUGCAAAGCGUAUUGCACAGAUGGAAACAGAGAUGAAGGUAUUGGAGAAGGAAAGAAUUGGAUUGACCAGCAAGAAGGCUAUUGCCCAGCUGGAUGCGGCUGAUGUGACCAAUGCAAUCAGCCGAAACGAAAAAGAGGGUAAAGCACUCCAAAAAGAAGCAGAGCAGCUGGUGAGUAAUACAGAGAAGGCGAAGAAGGACCUGGAAGCGAAGCGUGUCAACUUGUUUGAACAACAGAAAAACGUAGAGACAAGGAGCGGUAGUUUGACAAGUAUGGAGGCGAAGUUAGAAAGUCUUUUAGCCAAACGCGGUCGACGUAAACUGUUUAAGAACAAAGAAGAACGUGACAAGUGGCUUUCAGAGGAAAUGGAGCGGAACAGAACUAUUAUAGACACCCAUAGAAAAGAAAUUGCUCAUUUGGAGAAAAAUAUAGAUGAAGUUAACUCCCAGAUUCGUGACGAAGAGAGGCAACAGAAGGAAAAAGAGACGGUUUCAAAAACCGUUGAAUCACGGCUAGCAGAGCAUGAAGCUCAAAGAGGAAAGACGGUUUCUCUAAGGAAUACACUCAAUAUGGAGCGGAGGAAUUUGUGGCAAAAAGUCAACGAACAGGAGAAUGUCGUUCAGAGGCUUCAAGAUGAGCAUAAUCGCACACGACAACAGCUUGAACGUUCUGUCCGUCAUGAUAUUCGUCAGGGAUUACAGUCCUUAAAAGAAGUUUUGCACGAAGUGGGGGAUGAGCGGUUACGCAAAGCCGUCCAUGGACAGUUGAUUGAGCUCAUUGAGGUCGCCAAGGGGUAUGAGACAGCUGUUGAAGUGACAACAGGUAAUGCGCUCUUCAACGUUGUUGUUGAUUCCUUUGAGGUUAGUGCUGUCCUCCUCGAGCAAAUCAAUAUGAGGAAGAAGCCUGGGCGCAUAUCCUUCUUUCCACUGGAUACGUGCAGAAGUGAGGCAAUGCGAUUUGAUGGGAAAGAGGGGUGUACCUCCCUCAUGGAUCAUGUUUCAUGCAAUGCCAUGUUUAAGGGUGUGGUGGCUGAGGUCUUGGGAAGGACGGCCGUUGUGUCAUCCAUCGAGAACGGCGCGAAGGUUGUGAAACAAUACAACUGCGAUGCUGUGACAUUGGAAGGUGAUCAGCUUAGCCGCAAGGGAGGCAUCACAGGAGGGUACUUGGAGUCCCGUAACAUGAAAUUGGUCUCCUUCAAAAAUGAAAAGAUGAUUUCUGCAAAACUCUUGCAAGAACGAGCGACACUUGACAUGCUUUGCCAAGAAGUGGCUGUGGUCGAACAGAAGAUAACAAACGUUAUGAAUGAAAUUGAGUCCUUGAGGGGCGAAUUUGCUGUGGCAGAAAAUAAGGCUGAUGCAGAUCUUCAAGACGCUCGCCUUCACGACGAACGAAAGGCACGUCUCGAAAAGCAGAAGGAACAAUUCCUGGUGACUCGCAAGGCCUUGGAAAAGAGCAUGACUGAUGCGAAUAGUGCCUUGUCGGUUUUACAACAAGAAAUCAAGAACGAGUUCUCUUCUACAUGGAAACAGAGUGAGGAGAAGGAAUUGGAGUCUCUCAUGGUCGAAGUGGAUAAGUCUCGCCAAGAGCUCUCGUCAGUUCAAUUACGUACCGUACAAAUGGCCACAGAAGUGCAACUACUGGAGGAUACUCUUCAGAACAUGAAUCGGAGGAUGAAUAUUGUGCGUGAUCGCAUACGUGAGCUUGGUUGGUUCCAUACCAACAGGCAGUCCGUGGAGAAGGAGCAAGGUAACGUGGACGAGGAACUCUCUCAGGUUUCCAAACGGAUGGAUAUUAUUCGACGCGCGAUGGACGAGGCUUCGAGGGAAAAGCUCGCCCACGAGGAGAAGCUUGAGCUUUUAAAGAACAAGAAGAUCGCAUCCUCGAGAUCUGUACAAGAACACAAUGAAGAUGAGGAAAGAGCUCAAAUGCAGCGUACCCUCCUUGUACAGCGACGUAACGACGCUAUGGAGAAGAUACGACGUUUGGGUGUUGUUCCGAAGGGUGCCGAAACUUACUCCGGAAAGUCGCUGGGCAUACUGAUGCAUCAUCUAAAGGAAAACAAUGAAAAUCUGAAAAAAUAUGCACACGUAAACCGGAAAGCACUUGAUCAGUACUCGUCCCUAAUGGAGACGAAGAACGACCUGGUUGGCCAGAGAGACAACCUACAGAACGAAUUGAAGAGCAUCCACGAGCUGAUGGAGCACCUUGAUCGAAAGAAGGAUGAGGCUGUAGAGCGUACAUACAAACAGAUACAAUAUCAGUUUGAAGAGGUCUUCAAGGAACUCGUCGCAGCAGAGGAUUGCCGUGGUGAACUGCAGCUUGUCCAUUCCUCCGCGAAGAAAGAUGUAGGCGAGGACCCGUACAUUGCCACUCGCAUUCGCGUGACGUUUGGUCUUGGGACACCCGUAACAGACCUUGCUCAGUUGAGUGGAGGACAAAAGUCACUUGUUGCACUGGCACUGAUUUUUGCUAUUCAACGUUGUGANCCUGCGCCGUUUUACCUCUUUGAUGAGAUUGAUGCUGCACUGGAUGCAGAAUACCGCUCCUCAGUUGCGAAGCUGCUUCGUAAAGAGUCUGAAAACUGUCAGUUUAUUACUGCCACAUUCAAGAAUGAGAUGCUUGAGGCCGCCGAUAAUGUCCUUGGUGUAUUCUUUCACAACAAGGUAAGCCGCAUUCAGUCAAUAUCGCUGGACGAAGGUGUAAAGCUGCUGAAACAGGCAGCACUUGAAGAACGAAAACGAGCACGCGAAGUUGAGGAGUAA